UCAAUUCUGCAAGUGGUUCUGAUUUACUAUCGCUGUUCUCUAGCUGGUCCAAAACCGAUUUUGACCUAAAGGGACGCUUUUUGGAUGCCAUGGACUUUUCUAAGUUUCCAGGCAGAAAGACAGUCAAAAUGUAGGCAGGGCACCGGACAAAGCAGUAGGGACAAAAUAUAUGUGAAAUGCAUUGAAACAGCAAUGUUUUACUAUAUAAUAAUCAUUUUUUAAAAAUUAAAAUUUGCCGCCGGUUCCGGCGCCCGUACGUUCCGACGUCACAGGGACUGGAACACGGAAGUCGGAUGCCGGCAUCGGCCGGAGGAGAUGGCCGGGGACGCUGCAGGGGACACAU
Molecule: messenger RNA, 343 nt
Organism: Staurois parvus
Lineage: Eukaryota; Metazoa; Chordata; Amphibia; Anura; Ranidae
Source: the annotation of a GenBank genome assembly